UGCGGCCGGAACGCUGGAAAAUGGCGGCGUUCAGGACCCGGUUGCGAGGGGUCCUGUGGGUUGCUACUUUAGGGCUGUGCGGGACGGUGGCGGUGCUGGUGGUGGCGGUGCUGGUUCGAGCCUAUGGGACGCGGCGCACCGCGUCGGCUCCUGGGUUUUGGGCACGAAGGGAGCAGCCCCAGCGUGUGGAGCCUGCAUUUAGUCCCCGAGAGCGGCGGGAGCUCAAGGAAGUGCUCCAAGGUGCCAUCAGAAUACAAACAGUUUCCUUCUCGCCAGAUGAUCAGAAUUUGACAGCCCUGGCAGAAUUUGAUCCAUAUAUUCGUAAAGCCUUUCCUGCAGUAUUUUCUGCCACUUUCAUUCAACAUGAAGUUAUUGGAGAAUAUAGCCACUUGUUCACCAUCCAGGGAUCUAACCCUCAGCUACAGCCCUACAUGCUGCUUGCACAUAUAGAUGUAGUCCCAGCUUCUCCAGAUAAAUGGGAUGUCAGUGACCCUUUCUCUGGUGAGGAACGUGAUGGAUUUAUAUAUGGAAGAGGAACACUGGAUAACAAAAACUCCGUUAUGGGCAUUCUACAUGCUCUGGAAUUCUUAUUGAGACGAAAUUACAGGCCUCACAGAUCUUUCUAUAUUGGUCUGGGGCAUGAUGAAGAGGUAGGUGGCGAAAAAGGAGCAAAGAAGAUUGUGGCUGAGCUGGAAUCGAGAGAUGUGCAACUUUCUUUCUUACUUGAUGAGGGAAGCUUCAUAUUUGAUGGGGUCGUCACUGGAAUAGAGAAACCAGUAGCUAUAAUAGGUAUCACAGAAAAGGGUGCAAUUACAGCAAAUUUCAGUGUGACAUCAGAGCCAGGCCAUUCAUCUGCACCACCCAAAAGGACAAGUAUUGGUAUUCUUUCCGAAGCAUUAUCUAAAUUAGAGCAAAAUCCCAUGCCCAAUCUGUUUGGUCAUGGACCUGAAAUCCUGAUGUUUGAGCAGUUGGCACCGGAGUUCCGCUUCCCUCUCAAUAUCAUCAUGGCAAAUCUAUGGCUGUUUGCACCUCUUAUUGGCAGAUUUCUUGAGCAGAAACCUUCCACUAAUGCUCUAGUUCGCACCACCACUGCAAUCACCAUAUUUCAUGCAGGUGUCAAGUCUAAUGUUAUUCCACCAUCAGCAAAUGCAACUGUGAAUUUCCGCAUCCAUUCAUCGCAAACAGUUAAUGAGGUCCUGGAAAUAGUAGACAAAACAAUUGAUGAUAAGAGAGUGAAGAUAGAAAUGGAGAGUGCCUUUGAUCCACUCCCAGUUAGCCCCUGGGAUGACCAGACCUUCGGAGUACAGGUUUUCCGCCAGACCAUCCUGGAUGUUUUCCCAGAUGUUGGCAGUGUAGCUCCAGGCAUUUGUGUUGGAAACACUGACAGCAGACACUACGGCAGUCUCACAAAUGCCAUUUAUCGAUUUAACCCAGUGAUCUUUGAAGCCAAUGAUUUACCAAGGUUCCAUGGAUUGAAUGAAAGGAUCUCUAUUGAAGGUUAUGAAAAGCAAGUGGAAUUUCUCUUCCAGCUCAUUCAAAAUUCUGAUUUAAACCAACUCGCAGAGCCACAUACAAACCUUCACGAAUUAUGAAAACAAGAAAGUAGGAAGGCGACUGAGUUGUUAGGAAUCAGAAGUAUUCAAAGAGGCUGUGUUCUAUGUUUCCCUGUGUUCCAGAACUGAGUUAUUAGGAAUUAUAACUAACAUACAGAUUUAAUGUAAUGAUACUACUGUAUUGCACUGCAGUUUGUUGUGAAAGUUACUAAAACUGAACACAUCCCUUUGUACCAAAACAAAGGUAUUACGUUUAAUGCUGUGCAAUUAGAUCCUUGAACACCUUAAUGCUGAUUAUAUAGGAUAGCAGUAUAAAGAACAGUUCUCCAUAUAUAAGUGGGUCUUCCAAAACAUAAUGGGACUAUCCCCGUUGUGUCCUAAGCUGAUGAUAACAGACAGUUGGUACUAUCUGGUACCAACCUUUCAGUAUUAAUUACUUGAAGAUUGAGCUGCCGUUUGGAGUUUGUGUGCAUGUAUUCCUAAACUUGUAGAAAUCCAGCAAAUUAGAUUUCAUCUCUGCCAGAAUUUUUCCUUGUACUUACAUUUUGAUUUAUUUUCAGUUUUUGUAUAUGUUUAACGGAUGCAUAUAAACCUCUCCAGUGUUGGCAGAAGCAUUUCUACCAUGCCAACAAAAAAUAAAUUACAAAUAAUUUACCUCAGGGACAAAUUACAUGGUUCAGAGACACAAAUUGACUUGGGUUUUGUCAAAUUCAUACAAAGUUGAGGGAGGAAUUUUGAAGCUGAGCAUAGGCAAACAGGAAGUGGGAAUUAAACCCUCUUCUUGCCCCCACAUUUCCCCUCCCUCCUCCCAGGAAGGUUUGCUUCUAGACCCAGGACGUGACUAGGAGAUAAACAAUCAGGAUAGUUUGGGGAGGAAAAGUGGAGGUAGGGCCCAGUUCAAUCCUGCAAUCCGUUAUUCUUAAAUACCCCCUCACCCUUUGACAGUAGCCCAUCUCUUUCACACUGGUCUGUUACCCUUACAUUUAGCUGGGCUUUCAGGCAUUCAUAUCUUGACACUAGUUCUGUCUAUGUUUUUCAGAAAUGGGUUGUCAAUCUCAAAAGAUUCUUUGAAGGAUUCCUUUCUGAAAUGCAGGCUAUUUUAUGGUAUCUCAAGAUAGGAACCCAACAGCUCCUAGUCUUAUAUUUGCUUUUUAAAAUUUGGCUCUGAUUAAAA
Elgaria multicarinata webbii is the source of this 2727-nucleotide messenger RNA. RefSeq names its product peptidase M20 domain containing 1 (gene PM20D1). Lineage: Eukaryota; Metazoa; Chordata; Lepidosauria; Squamata; Anguidae. The record is from RefSeq and is a predicted model, not a curated record. Gene Ontology annotation, biological process: amino acid metabolic process. Bases 21 to 1592 code for a protein of 523 amino acids. Gene Ontology annotation, molecular function: metallocarboxypeptidase activity; hydrolase activity, acting on carbon-nitrogen (but not peptide) bonds, in linear amides. The transcript is spliced from 13 exons.